Molecule: messenger RNA, 808 nt
Organism: Rhododendron vialii
Lineage: Eukaryota; Viridiplantae; Streptophyta; Magnoliopsida; Ericales; Ericaceae
Product: chaperone protein dnaJ 11, chloroplastic-like
Exons: 1
Coding region: 61-540 (159 amino acids)
Source: RefSeq, a predicted model, not a curated record
GCCCCGUUCCGUUGUAUAUAAACAGUGUCUCUACAUCGCCUCCCUCACACAUCAAUCACCAUGCUCUCCCCUUCUCUCUCCUCUCCAUUUCCCCGAUCCUCAUCACCUCAUGUUAGAAUCUCCGUCGACCGCUCCCCUCACUCGCCGCCCUCCAUCGGCUUCCGACCACCACGCGCCGCCGCUGCGGCUUCUUGCGCCUCUCCGUGCUCAUCGCUGUAUGAGGUUCUCGGAAUUUCGAUGGGGGCCUCCUGCCAGGAGAUCAAGACGGCUUACCGGAAUCUCGCCAGGACUUGCCACCCCGACGUGGCCUCCGCCGUCGACCGGGAAGGCCCGUCGGCGGCCGACGAGUUCAUGAAGGUUCACGCUGCCUACUCUACCCUGUCCGAUCCCGGAAAGCGGGCCGAUUACGACCGGACUCUUUUCCGGCAGUACCGUACUGUUGGUGCUUAUUCCGGUAUCUCGGCUUCUCCAACAACGGUGAUGUCGAGGUUUUCAGGUUACUAUACUCCUCGGAAUUGGGAGACGGAUCAGUGUUGGUAACGAGUAAUUAAUCAAGUUGCGCGAAAGCUGACUCGGUUACUUAAUAAUAACCACAAAACUAAAGAUGGAUUGAACUAACUAAACAGCACGAAGAGUAAAGACAACACAGUGCUGAGCAGAGGCACGGUCACUAUACAUCCACAUUUUGUACAGAGUUUAGAAUGUGUUUUCUUUUCCUUUUUUUUUUUUUUUUGGAAUUGUAUAGUGUUCCGGGCAAGUUUGUGAGCACAAAUUGUAUCGGUUUUUUUGGUAUGAUCUUACAGGAGUC